AUGGGUGCUCGCGGUUGGGCGUGGUGGGUGGCGUUGCUGGCAGGCGUAGCUGGAGCCCGGGAGCUGGACCCGGCGGCGUGCGCAGCGCGUUUUGACGUGCAGCGGGAUAAGAUCAUCCGCACCGAGGAGUCUCGUGAGAUGGGUGCGCGGUACCUAUCGGAGCUCGACGUCGGGGCGAGACACGAGUGUUUGCGGCUCUGCUGCGAAACUGAUGCUUGCGAUGUCUUUGUCUACGAAGAGAAGGGACCCGGCAGUUGUUACCUGUUUAACUGCGGCCCACCGGAAGACUUCCGCUGCAAGUUCACGGCGCACACCAACUUCAGUAGCGGCGUCCUCGCGCUGAGCCGCCGCCUCGCCGAGCUCCAGGAUCAGGAGCGGCUGGCGCACCAUGAGCAGGAGCUGGCCAACUUGCGGAGUGUUACAAGCAGCACGGCAAGUACAACAGCGGCGACGACGCCCGCGCCUGCGCCGCCUCCGCGACCCACACCGACGCUGGAUAUUGGCCGACAAACAAGCCACUGCAGUCAUUAUCAGUUCGAGUGUCGACAUGGGAAGGAAUGCAUUGCGGUGUACAAUGCUUGCGACGGGGUGGCCCAAUGCGCCGAUGGCAGCGACGAAGCGCCGGAACUGGGCUGUCCGCCCCCCCAAGCGCCGCGAGCACCGCCACCUCCUGUAGCUGUCCCGGUGCAGACAUCGCGAACUACACCCCCUCCUACAGCCGUACUCAAGCCGUUGCAGGAGAGCGUAGAGCCGGGUGGCGGCGGCGAGGGGUUGGUAGCUAGUGAUACCGGCGCCCUGUCCGACCGUUGGCCGCACCGCCUUGCGCAGGCGCAGCCGCAGCAUCGGUACAAUGACGGAGCGAGCCCCCACAUCUUUAGCCACAAGGGAGGUCUACUGCAGGAGCCGGAAGGUGCCGUGCAGUUCCCGCCAUUCGAAGCACCCUGGCCGCGUCGUGCCUGGCCUGCGCAGUCUCCGCCGUCCGGAAUGGACGGGAUUUCUGGGGAGCGCGGUUGGUCGGGUGGCGGGUACCCGCGCGUGGAUUGGCCAGAGCCGGACCCGCGUCGAGCCUGGCCAGUUCCACCACCUCGCUCCGACCAGGAGAUUCCUGUCUACAUUCCUCCGAAGACGAUGCCUGAGAUACCAAUAGAAUAUUCUAGCCAGCAGCAUACGCUGCGCGACAGUCCCAAGAAGGGCUUCGAGCUGCUGACGAAAGAUACCAGCGAGCCGCCGCCCCAUAUCGUCAACAACGACAUAGACCAACGAGAAGAGGUGAAACCACCGCCUGUUCAGAACACCACCAAGAAAAAGGUGGUCAAAGACAAAACGGUACAAGCGAGCAAGCCGUCAGGAGAUGGCGUCGAGAAGAAGCCGAUCUCGAUGGUGACAGCGCAUCAGCACUACGCGACGAUGGAUGACCACGACGGGCUGAGUGAGCACUCGCCCGCUGCUAUGAUGCUACUGGCCAUCGGCAUGGUGCUAACGACACUGAUGGCCGUGAUGCUCGGGUGCCGAGUGCGCGCGGCUCGCCGCCGGCAGCGCCGCGGCAAGUCGCCCUUCGCUCACGACGCGGACUACCUUGUCAAUGGCAUGUAUCUCUGA
Arctia plantaginis is the source of this 1599-nucleotide messenger RNA. The record is from the annotation of a GenBank genome assembly. NCBI's taxonomy places the organism in Eukaryota, Metazoa, Arthropoda, Insecta, Lepidoptera, Erebidae.